Molecule: messenger RNA, 327 nt
Organism: Eimeria necatrix
Lineage: Eukaryota; Apicomplexa; Conoidasida; Eucoccidiorida; Eimeriidae
Exons: 2
Coding region: 1-327 (108 amino acids)
Source: RefSeq, a predicted model, not a curated record
AUGGACUCCGGCAGGGCCCCGCUGCAGCCCCCCUACAUAGACCUUGAGGCCCCCCUUACAGAUGAAGAGGCAGCCAUUCGCCUGCAGCAGCAGAUAAGCGAGGAAGGCAAGCCAGGAGGCUUUGCUGCAGGGAGACAGGGCCUUCGUGCCUUAUGCCUACGCCUUCUACGCGGCCCUUUUGGGGCUGCAGAGUGUCUUGCUGGGGUGUCUCCUUUACUCCUACAGCGACAACUGGGACAAGGCAAGCAGCAGCAGCAGCAGCAGCAGCAGCAGCAGCAGCAGCAGCAGCAGCGGCAGCAGCGGCAGCAGCAGGGGGUGGCGGCAUAG